UAACACAGCUCUAAAAUGUCUGAAAGAAAAGUGUUAAAUAAAUACUACCCUCCGGACUUCGAUCCGUCGAAGAUCCCGCGCAUGAAACUUGCAAAGAACCGCCAGUACACGGUGCGGCUCAUGGCUCCCUUCAACAUGCGCUGCGCCACCUGCGGGGAGUACAUCUACAAGGGGAAGAAGUUCAAUGCGCGCAAGGAGGAUGUAGAGAACCAGGACUACCUUGGUAUUAGGAUUUACAGGUUUUAUAUCAAGUGCACAAGAUGUCUCCAAGAGAUAUCAUUCAAGACUGACCCUAAGAACACAGACUACGAGAUUGAAGCCGGAGCCACCAGGAACUUCAUGGCACUGAAGCUGGCCGAGGAACAAGCCAAGAAGGAAGAGGAUGAACAGAAAGAGGAGGAGGCCAAUAAUCCCAUGAAACUGCUUGAGAUCCGCACAGAGCAGUCCAAGCAGGAGAUCGAGCUGCUCGAGAGUCUGGAGGAGCUGAAGGAGCUGAACCGGCGCCAGCGGAGCGUGGACUACGAGGGGCUGCUGAGCCAGUACCGCCCAGAGACCAGGGAGGACCGGCUAAAGAGAGAGGCGCAGGAGGAUGAUGACUUUAUUAAACAAAACUAUCGUAACCCUUCAGCCAGCAAGAUAGUUGCAGAAGAAAUAGUGGAAGAGAUUGACGACGACGAAGGACCACCAGCGAAGACCUCUAAAAUAGAAGUCGCAGCUUCUAAGAGCAUUCCUAUAAAGAAAGAGGAAUCUUGGAACAAAAGCAUUGGAGGGCUAUCGAGUAAAUCCUCUUUAGCCAAUCUAGUAAGGACAAAAGGUGCAGUAAAAACGGCCGGUAGCAGUCACACACAGAGUAGCAGUACAGCUGUCAGUUCCACAGAUGAUGUCAAGACUCAGAAUAAUGAUUCAACUGCGGGAAGUGAGAAAAAGCCGUCAGGAUUAUCUCUAUUGGCCGACUAUUCCGGCAGCGACAGUGAUGAUCAGUGAGUGAUUAUUUAAUUUAUUACUGUAAAUAUUACGUAAACUUUUAUUUGUGUGACUGGACUUGAUCAAUAUAGUGAUGUGUGGAUG
Messenger RNA from Plutella xylostella (diamondback moth), 1068 nucleotides. Its product is annotated as splicing factor YJU2. Lineage: Eukaryota; Metazoa; Arthropoda; Insecta; Lepidoptera; Plutellidae. Gene Ontology annotation, biological process: mRNA splicing, via spliceosome. Gene Ontology annotation, cellular component: U2-type catalytic step 1 spliceosome. The record is from RefSeq and is a predicted model, not a curated record.